Messenger RNA from Corapipo altera (White-ruffed manakin), 1690 nucleotides. RefSeq names its product ST8 alpha-N-acetyl-neuraminide alpha-2,8-sialyltransferase 6 (gene ST8SIA6). The record is from RefSeq and is a predicted model, not a curated record. Gene Ontology annotation, molecular function: alpha-N-acetylneuraminate alpha-2,8-sialyltransferase activity. NCBI's taxonomy places the organism in Eukaryota, Metazoa, Chordata, Aves, Passeriformes, Pipridae. Gene Ontology annotation, biological process: N-glycan processing; oligosaccharide metabolic process.
GGCGCGGCGGGGCCGAUGGCGGCGGCGCAGGGCUGCGGGCGAGGGGCGGCGCAGAGACCCUGUGGCUGCCAUGGCCGCCACCCCCUCCCCGCAGCCUCCCUUAAAUACUAUGGGACGGCGGUAGUUGCGGUGGGUGCCGCUGCCGAGCGCACCAUGCGGGCUGUCAUCGCCUUGGCCGCGGCGCUGGGCAGCCUGCUGCUGGGCGGCUGUCUCCUGCGCCUCGGCGGCCAGCAGCCCCUCCGCGCCAGGGGCUGGCAGGAGGAGGAGGCAGGAGUAGCUGCUGUCACGCCGAAAGUGGUGCGAGCCCUCAGGUCCCCCCUGACACCCCUUCCUCAGACAGAGAACAGAACAACUGCUAAUAAAAAUGGAAUUUACCAGUUUGAACAGGCUUCAAAAUGUAAGGCAAUUCAGGACAACAUUUUGUCAUCAUCUAUCAAGAAGAAAAGAUACUCAGAAGAUUAUUAUCUUCACAUAGUUACAAAACUGCAGAACUGCACCUGGAUAAGGAGACCAGAAGAAUCUACAAAAUUCAGGUCAGAAUUAGCUUCCUGCUGUGAUGCAAUUCACAAUUUUAUUGCUUCUCAAAACAACAGCCCACUGGGAAGUAACAUGAGUUAUGAAGUGGACAGUAAAAAGACCAUCCUCAUUACAGAGGACAUCUUUAAGAUGCUACCUGUGUCCUCACCUCUUUCAGUCUAUCCUUUCAAGACCUGUGCUGUGGUUGGAAAUGGAGGCAUUCUGAAAAAUUCCAGCUGCGGAGCUGAAAUAGAUAGUUCUGACUUUGUGUUCAGGUGUAACCUUCCUCCAACCACGGGAAGCAUUAGCAAAGAUGUUGGCAAUAAAACAAACCUCGUGACUGUUAAUCCAAGUAUCAUAGCUCAGAAAUACAACAAGCUAAAUGAAAAGAAGACAGAAUUUCUGGAAAACAUUGCCGUCUAUGGAGAUGCUUUUCUUUUAUUGCCAGCAUUUUCCUUCAGAAGCAACACAGCCACUUCUUUUAAAGUAUAUCACACUCUGAAAGAGUUCAAAGCAACCCAAAGGGCAAUAUUUUUUCAUCCUGCUUAUCUGAAAAGUCUUGCCCAGUUCUGGAGAACUAAGGGUGUGAAAGCCUACCGGUUGUCAUCUGGUUUUAUGAUCACUAGUGCUGCUCUUGAGCUAUGUGAGAAUGUGAAGCUCUAUGGCUUCUGGCCUUUUUCAAAAUCCACAGAGAAGAUGCCAAUCAGCCACCACUAUUACGACAACCAACUGCCUAAACCGGGCUUCCAUGCAAUGCCCAAAGAAUACAACCAGAUCCUUCAGCUUCAUGGCAAAGGCAUUUUGAAGUUGCAGUUUGGUAAAUGUGAAUCAGACUAAAAAGGGUGAUGAUCCUAAGGAAGACAAUUUCUGUGUAUCUCAGCAGUUCUGUGUUGGAUUUGAUCUGAUGUGAUUUUGUGAGCAUUAAACUGCGUUAUUACAAUAGAGAAAUAUUUUACACUUGGAGAGAAAAGGUGGUGAUUUUUUCACACAGUGACUGCUACAUUUAUGAAUUUUGAGUAAUCAUUUUUAAAAUACAAAGUAAUGAUUAUUUGGAAAAUUCUGAAACUCCUGGCUAUUGGUUUAAUUGUAGCAAAGCACAAUCUCAGGAUGGUGGCAACAUGUGACAUUCAUCAUGUUUUACUUCUUAAAGGAUCAUUAAAAUAUUUUGAUAUAA